This is a messenger RNA of Psylliodes chrysocephalus, 390 nucleotides long. Lineage: Eukaryota; Metazoa; Arthropoda; Insecta; Coleoptera; Chrysomelidae. The record is from the annotation of a GenBank genome assembly.
AUGAAUGUGGAUAGCACGGAUACUAGCUCGAUCGGCGAAAACAGUGCCCACACUGCACAAACUAAGAGAAACUCGCCAAAAGGCCCAAAAACCGAUUCUGUGCAAGAAACUUCGGAGAAAGAGACCAGCGACCGGCGAUCGAACCGCGCAGCCGAGCAUAGAAGCAUCGAACAGCAAUACCUGGACAGCACAGACAAAGACGACAACGAAAACACCGAAGUUGCCAAAUCCACUGAUAAUCCUGAAAGUAGGGAGAAAAUGAAAAAUUUCAAAAGUAUGGAGAAAAUAAAAAAUUUUAAAUUUUCAUCGAAAUAUCCAACCCACACACCCGAAAGGCUGAAGAUACCUUUAUUUCAGAAUAUGUCUCAAUUCCUGCAGCUGAAGGGCUGA